AUGCGCAUAGAAAGAAUGAAAAAGCCAUAUAUAUUGGCCAAGAGAUAUGACUGGGAAGGUUUCAGGAAAUUUUUCAGCAAACACAAGGAUCUGUUGGAUGAGCAAAUCGACUUGCACCACAGCACUCCUUUUCACUACGCAGCACACUGUGGGAACCCAGAAAUGUACAAGGAAAUGAUCGAGUGGGUGGGUGUGGGAGACAUAAAGCGUGUGCUGAGGUUGCAGGAUGACAUGGGGAACACGCCACUUCAUGAGGUGGCCUUCACUGGAGAAGUGGAAAUGGCAAAGAGCAUUAUGGAGCACGAGGAGAAAACAGGAUCGGAUCAGUAUCAGGCGUUGCUGCAGAUGCGGAACAAUUUGGGAGAAACCCCAGUUUACAGAGCAGCUGCACUCGGAAAGACGGAGUUGCUCAGAGUCUUCCUUGAAGAGUAUCGAGUUGAUCCCAACAUUCAUUUUCACCGAGACGGGGAUAAGAUGUCCAUUCUUCACACUGCUGUCAUUGAUCAGUUCUUUGGCACAGCUGUAUGGAUACUGAAACGGUAUGAAUACCUGGCUUAUGAAAAAGAACAAAAUGACCUCACAACUCUCCAAUUGCUUGCAAAGAUGCCCUCUACUUUUAAAAGUCAAACCCAUAUGGGGCCCUUCAAAAAUUUCAUAUACCUUUUGCUUCCUAACUUUCAAGAUUACAAAUAUUACCAUCAAAAUAUGGAAUGCACAACAAAAAAGGAAGAUGUGGAAAGUGGCCGAAACUACCAAAAUGAACCAUCUUUAACCCAAACGCGCCUUGAGGAUAGCAAUAGAGAAGGGCAAAAACUGAAAAAUCACAAGAAGGGAAGAAAUGAAUCACCUGCAACUCAAACAAACCUCUCAGUUUUUUCACGGAUUUGGCACACCAUGUGGAAGGUUAUAGCAAAAGAAUGGAAGGAGAUUGAUAAACUUUGGAGGAAGAAGGAAAUGCAUAAUCUAGCGAGGGAUCUGGUAUACUUGCUAGCACAAAAAGACUAUUCAUGGGAAAACACUGCUAUAGCAAGGGAUCGAACAGUUUCUAUGGGGAGAUCACUACCUGAAGGAAAGUUCAAAGGGAAGAAUAAGGAACCAGAGGAAGAAAAGAAACGAGAGGAAGAAAAGAAACGAGAGGAAGAAAAGAGACCAGAGGGUGAAAGCAAUCUAGUAUAUACCCCCUUGCUUAUGGCUGCUUGCAAUGGAAUUACUGAGAUUGUUGAAUUAAUAAUUCGUUUUCAUCCUCAUUCAAUUGAGCAUGUUAGUGACGACGAGCAAAACAUAUUGUACAUGGCUGUCAAGCACCGCCAGAAGAAAAUUUAUAAAAUCUUGAAGAAAUUGAAAAUGGUGAAAAGUCUUGCUGGAAAAAUAGACAAGGAAAAUAACACUGUCCUUCACUACACUGCAGAAUUUCAAGGGGGUUCCCAACCUGGUUAUGCUAUGCAACUGCAAGAGGAGCUGCAUUGGUUCGAUCGCAUAGAAAAGAGACUCCCUUAUCAUUACACCGUUCACAAGAACAAGCAAAACCAAACUGCAAGGCAACUUUUUGUGGAAAAGCAUGCAUUACUCCUUAAGGAAGCUCGUGAAUGGAUAAAAGAAACUGCUCAAUCAUGUUCUGCAGUAGCUGUUCUUGUUGCCACUGUUGUUUUUGCAGCAGCUUACACCGUCCCUGGAGGCACAGAUGAUGAUGGCAUCCCUAGAUUUCUUGAUCACCCCAUAUUCUUGGUGUUCACAAUUAUGGAUAUUGUGGCUCUUAUAGGUUCUUUGGCUUCGGUGAUUAUGUUCCUCUCAAUCCUCACAUCUCCCUGUGAGAUGUGGGAUUUUCGAAAGUCUCUCCCUCGAAAAUUGAUGGCAGGUUUUGCCUUGUUGUUCUUCUCCAUGGCCACAACAAUGCUAGCAUUCAGCGCCACAAUUUUGAUGAACAUAAAGCUAGAGGGGAGCACAUGGACUUCAACUUUGACAUAUUGUGCAGCAUUCUUCCCUGUAUGCAUAUUUGCAUUGGUGCAGUUCCCUCUUUUCAUUGCCAUCAAAGGAUGUGUGCGUAGCAUCAUCAAGAAUCUUAAGAAGACCAUUCCUCUGUUCCUCCUGAAGUUGGUCAAAAGGAGAAAGAAAUUAUGGUACAUUUGA
Messenger RNA from Sphenostylis stenocarpa, 2127 nucleotides. NCBI's taxonomy places the organism in Eukaryota, Viridiplantae, Streptophyta, Magnoliopsida, Fabales, Fabaceae. The record is from the annotation of a GenBank genome assembly.